This is a messenger RNA of Hyalella azteca, 1673 nucleotides long. RefSeq lists its product as uncharacterized. Lineage: Eukaryota; Metazoa; Arthropoda; Malacostraca; Amphipoda; Hyalellidae. The coding region runs from base 93 to 632 and encodes 179 amino acids. The record is from RefSeq and is a predicted model, not a curated record. The transcript is spliced from 2 exons.
CUUAGGUCAUCAACGACAGCAAGUAAAAUCUACUAAACCAAAACCGUCGUUUCUUCUUGCCCACCAAAUCACAUCUGUGUCAAACAGAAGCGAUGGACGCGUAUCCAGGCUUUUCUCAACUGAAGUCGGGGGUUCAAUUUGCGUUCGGCGAUUUUAAAGGAGCCUGGCAGACGCAAAUUAACUUUACUCGUCAAUGCCCUGUUAUUUCUCAAGCGAGAUCAGCGAUAGAGGUUGCUGCGGGAGACCCGGACGCCGCUCUGGAAACUCAAAUAGAAUGUGCAAAAUUCUUGAGCAGAACAGUGGAUGCGGUUCCAGUUGUUGGUCACUUGAAGGGAUUCGUUCAUCGCGCCGUGGGAGAUGAAGACGGGUACGUGGCUGCUCAGAAAUCUGCUACUCGCUCCGCAGCUAUUGCUGCUUAUUCGGCGAUAGGCUUUGUUGCAGGAGGGCCUGCUGGAGCUGCUUUUGGGGGUAUUGGUAUGGCAGCCCAAUACGAUUUCACCGUAUCAUGUAUUGAUUCGGAAAAUAAAGGAGAAUUUUCGCCUUACGGCAUGUUCGAGUUCUUGGAAGAUCCCAAGGAUCCUGGCAAGUGCUGCGACUCAGCGUGGAAAGUGCCACGACUCUGCCGAAAAUGAUGGUAAAGCUAGAAGUAAAAAUGAUUGAACGACAAUGCUGGUCGGCCUAUUGAUCGACGGAUUGAAAAAUUAUAUAAUGCAUUCAUCGUUCAUGUUUAUAAAAAUUAACAAUCUAAUAGCUUUCACUCAUGGAAAAGAUUCUUACUACUAUCCUCUUGAAUUUUCUAUUCACACAGACAUUUCCAAUUUCUGUGAAGACUUUUAUAGUAUGCCAUUGUCCCGUAUAGAGUAGGUGGGACAUGAAGUUUUUGGUUGAAGCAUUCAGGGCGCGGACAAAGCAUUGUUGAAGAUAAUAAAUAGAAUUAACGCUUUACCUUUGCCACGUUUUACCGAUUUUUGUAUUUUCAUAUAGCCUAUAGGUAACUGUUAAGCACCAGCAAAACCCUGCUUAAGCAAGGGGCUGCAUGGACUAGUUUCCAGCGCUUCAAUAAUAAUUAAGAUAAAAGAAAAAGAUAAUGUAUAUUAGCUCACUACACCAAGAAUGACUUGAUUUGCUAUAGGAAUGAGUCCUCGUGAUGAUUCCAUGAUUAGUGUGGUAGAUUUGUUCGUGUUCUAGUGUGGUAGAUUUGUUCGUGUUCUAGUGUGGUAGAUUUGUUCAUGUUCUAGUGUGGUAGAUUUGUUCAUGUUCUAGUGUGGUAGAUUUGUUCAUGUUCUAGUGUGGUAGAUUUGUUCAUGUUCUAGUGCGGUAAAUUUGUUCAUAUUCGUAAAAUGUUAGGUUCUAAUCAUGUCUACAGAGUGAAGUAGGUGCUACAUUAAUAUUUCUAUCUGAAUAUUUUCUAAUACAUUGUACAUUGUAUUAUGAGAAUUGAGAAAAAAUACAUUGUAUUUUUUCUCAAUUUCUUUAUUCCUAAAAUGAAGGCAAACUAAACCACGGGUUGGCCUUAUUUGUUCCUCUGAUUAAAUGAGAUAUAGUCCAUUUUCUUAUUGGUUGGAAUCCUGAAUCCUGCUGAUAUAACAAGACAUUAUAAUCGUAUCUGUAUUUCUGCUUGAAAUUGCUGUCCCGCUGUUCAACAGAAAUAAUAAUAAAAGAUUCUGCGAUAA